Paramecium primaurelia is the source of this 261-nucleotide messenger RNA. Lineage: Eukaryota; Ciliophora; Oligohymenophorea; Peniculida; Parameciidae. The record is from the annotation of a GenBank genome assembly.
AUGGAAAAAAUAACAAAAUCUCCUUUAAGUUUUUUAUAAAGUUUUGGGGAUAUUUAACCAUUAAUAGAAGAAGAAGAUAUGAUUCCAACUAAAUUAAAGAAUAGUAGAUUUAAUCAUAAGUGUCCUUUUGGAUGUAUUCCUUCUUUUGAAAAAAAACUAUAAAAUACCAAAAAACAAUGUGACUAUGUAAUUCUAACAGAUUAGCUUCAUGAAUGGAAUAAUUUUCUACUUUAAAAGUUUCAAAAAAGCUAGUAGAGUUGA